AUGCCCACGAGCAGCAUCCUCGGCGUCGGCGGCGUCGGCGGUCUGACGUUCGGCCUCGCCGCGAAGGACGUCGUGGCGAACUUUUUGGGAGGGACGAUGCUCGCGAUCCUUCGCCCGUUCACGCUCGGGGAGGAGAUUUUCGUGACCGGGGGGCAAGGGUUCAGGGGCAGCGGGACGCCGUCCGUGUCAGGCGCGUUCUAUACACUGGUCCCCGUACGACCGCACUACCUCGUGAAAGAGAUCGGGUGGUACCAGACGACGCUCAUCGCGAAAGACACCAAGCCGACCUACGUGCCGAACGGGUACUUUCUCGGCGCCAACGUCAUCAACGUGACGCGGAUGACCGACCGCGUGUUGAUCAUCGAGUUUCGCGUGCGGUACUCGGACCGCCACCGCGCGAUCCCGGCGAUCCCGGACGAGAUGGAGAAGUACCUUCGAUCGCACCCGAAGACAAACGACCGGCGUCACCCCGUGCGCGUGAACCUGACCGGGUUCGCGGACGACUGCCUCAAGAUCGGCGUCGAGGUGCACGUCCACAAGAUGCCUCUGAACGCGCACCUCAAGGUUAAGAGCGAACUCCUAAUGGGGAUGAUGGACAUCGUGGAGAAGCACACGAGCGGCGUCGCGUUCCCGGUGGAGGUGGAGGAUCCGUACGCGUUCGAGACGAAGAAGCGAUUCGGGGGUUCCGUCGAAUCGUUGCUCGCGGCGCGCGCGGACGCCGCGUGA
Molecule: messenger RNA, 726 nt
Organism: Micromonas pusilla CCMP1545
Lineage: Eukaryota; Viridiplantae; Chlorophyta; Mamiellophyceae; Mamiellales; Mamiellaceae
Product: small conductance mechanosensitive ion channel family
Exons: 3
Coding region: 1-726 (241 amino acids)
Biological process (GO): transmembrane transport
Cellular component (GO): membrane
Source: RefSeq, a predicted model, not a curated record